Bacidia gigantensis is the source of this 1281-nucleotide messenger RNA. RefSeq lists its product as uncharacterized. Gene Ontology annotation, cellular component: membrane. Bases 1 to 1281 code for a protein of 426 amino acids. The transcript has a single exon. Lineage: Eukaryota; Fungi; Ascomycota; Lecanoromycetes; Lecanorales; Ramalinaceae. Gene Ontology annotation, molecular function: hexosyltransferase activity. The record is from RefSeq and is a predicted model, not a curated record.
AUGCAAGACCUCACUACCCACCUCUCACAUCCGCGCAUACUAUUCAUCACCUUCUUCUUCCUUUGUGGUACUCUUCUAUUCUGCCUCAGUUUCAGUACCAACAUACUCACACCUCAUCUGAACAAGAUCGGAGGUCACGACCAUCCACUUUCCGGUUUCAAUGAUCCACUUCCAUUGCCAUACGACUUCCAUUCAAACCGCGUUUCCAGGGACUCAACACCGCAAGCGGAUCCAUUGGAGCUGACCUCGAUAUCACAAGGAGAAGACUUUGACCCCGGGCAAGUGGUGGCCUUACCCAGCCAAAAGACACCUCGUAAGGGGGCUUGGCUGAUCGGUGUCUCCGUGAGCACCGAAGACGUGGGCCGGCGCAUGCUCAUCCGAAAUACAUGGCAGACCUGGACCAAAGACCACGAGGAUAUCGAGACAGUCUUCGUACUCGCUCGACCAGCAAAUCAAUGGCAAAAGAUCAUCGAAAGGGAGAAUGAGGUGUACAACGAUCUAGUCAUUCUGGAAGACCUUGAAGAUGAUAGGCACAAUGCAAACACUCGCAAAUCGUGUGAUUGGCUUGCUCAUGUGGUCGACCAGGCCACUGCUUCUGGAUCGCACCCGAAAUACGUGAGCAAGGUCGACACAGACGCCUUCCCGAAUAUCGAUCGCAUGUAUGAAGAGAUCAUGUUCCAGCGAUUGCUUGAUGAUGAUGCGCCUGCUGGGGGCGAAUACACUUCUUCGGAUCGCACGUACCUUGGCUACAAGAUCAAGUGGGAGAACGAUCCGCAUCCGUACGCGCAAGGCUCAUUCUACACCCUUUCUUGGCCACUGGUCGAAGCCAUCGCGACGGCACACAAAGAGCGAACAAUCUUCGGACAGCACGAAGACAUCUUAAUCGGGCGGUAUCUAUUCGAAGAGAGGAUUACGUACACGUUCCUCGACUGGACGCAGAACCGGCACCAUGAUCUGACCGCUGAGAAAGAUAUGACGGAUGAAGACAUUAGAAGUGGCAAGAUGCUUGUGGGGCACAUGUUGAAGGCGGAUGAUGAGUUCCUGGCUGCUGCGAACAUGUUUGCAAGGGUCAAGGAGGAAAUGAAAGCAGAGUCCGAGAGCAAUGCAAAGAAAGGCUCAACGACAGAGCAAAAUCAGGAGGAGGAUUACACUGAGCUUUUUGCCACAUAUGAGACGGCGGUGGCAGAGGAAAGUCUUAUCAAGGGAAUUGAUCGAUAUACUGAUACGCAAGUCAAGGACGAUGCAGCUUGGAGGAAUGAUUUUAGCGAGUCUGUUGGUUGA